This is a messenger RNA of Spodoptera exigua (beet armyworm), 1515 nucleotides long. Lineage: Eukaryota; Metazoa; Arthropoda; Insecta; Lepidoptera; Noctuidae. The record is from the annotation of a GenBank genome assembly.
AUGGAUAUGCUGUUACCAGAAUGUAAUGAAGCUACGAUCAAAAGAACUCUUAAGUUCUUCACAGAAGUAGAACUUUGGUCUUUUGAAAGUUUCGUUGAACAAAUCCUAGAAGUGCUUCUCUUUUUCGACAGAGGAAACACAACACUCUUUAACAUGAUGCUCACUGAUAUCCACUACGUGCUGUUCGUCGACGUGAAGUCCGUGACCAGACAUCGUAUGAGGGUCUUGUACAAUUUACUCAAAAGUUCUAAUUGGGUAAUUGAAAAUAAUAAACUGUUGCCCUUCGUCACACGCAUGUUAGAUUUUUUCACUUACAGCGUAUCAAAAGAUGACGGUAAAAUGGCACAAUAUACAUAUCUUAGAAAAGGUUUCGAAGUAUGUCUGCGUCGAAUCUUUGAAAGAGUGGAGAACAAGCAUCAUCAUGCUGUAGAAUUUUAUCAAGUGGGUGUAUAUAGAGAAAGUUUCAGUCAAGGAUUGAUUGAACACGUCUUAGUGAAUUUAGUAGGAUCUAAGAAUGCCACCAACAGUCUUGUUGGUUGUCGACUAAUACUAAAAUUUUUAGAUCGCAAGCACAAUUCUGAAUUUCUUGUAAUUCCAACGUUGUUCUAUGAAUUUUCACAGGUGAGACUGAAGGUUGGUAAUUAUGAUGUUAAAGACAAACUUUUUAUUCGAUAUCACCGAGAAAAGCUAUCAAAUAACCUGUUGAAGGCGAUUAGAAGACACGGCACAAAUAUUGUGAAUCUGAAAACUAUAUACGCUAUAGUGUGCUGUGUGGUGCUGGAAGUACCAUGCGGGCUGACGGCUGCAGCCGCCGCUUGUAUUGUGAUGGCCAUACAAGACCAGGCUCUGAAUGGCGAGAAUAUCCCGGCGCCCUGCAGAUAUUGGCUGCAUGCCGUCGUCGUGUCUGUCAUGUCCCUGAUAUGCUGGGUCCACAAAGCGCCUGUGCUGUAUACGUACGUGAACCAUAUUGUGGCACGCCGAGCGAAGGAGGCUCCACAACUAAACCCACCGUUGAUGUACUUUUACAAAAUUGGCCGGCACCACGUCACUUGGAAUAAACCGACUUUGUUUUUUGAAGAUUGGGAGUUACGUUAUGCGCUUUGGAAACAUUUCCAAGAAACUCGGAUCCUGAUUUGCCUUGCAGCACUUUUGGUGUUUUUGGUUGUGAAGAUAGAAGGACGUAACAAGAAGGUGGUGAUCCACGUCCCGGUGAAAGUGAAGAAGAUAAAGCACACGCACACGGUGUACAAAACCAUCCAUCAUCACCACAAGCACCGCGACCCUCACAUGGACCACACACUCAUGGGUUCCGAGGAACAUGAGCAUUUCCACCACUUCCACAUACACGAUGACUCACCAGUAGGUCAACACAGUCAGCCGGCUCCCGGAGUCGGGAUCCCAGAAUUCCUACCGGAUAGCCUCUUGGAUGUUCCGCUUCAAAUUCCUGAUGUACCCCCCCAUGAGAUUCCCGGUUUGCCAAACCGACAUAUUGUUCCCCUCUAUAGAAGAAUUUAG